This is a messenger RNA of Dicrocoelium dendriticum, 2451 nucleotides long. NCBI's taxonomy places the organism in Eukaryota, Metazoa, Platyhelminthes, Trematoda, Plagiorchiida, Dicrocoeliidae. The record is from the annotation of a GenBank genome assembly.
AUGCCUAUUCCACAAAAUCCGUGUUUUAGCGCGCUGGUGGUUUUGGUGUGGGUGGUGGUUUUGUGCGUGGGGAUUUUUGGGGAGGUACACACAAAUCGGUUUAUAAGUCGGGGGAGGUUUAGUGGGGGUUCGAGUUUUAGUGGGGGGAGCAAUAGUCGGGGAGAGACCGAUUUAAGGGAGGGGGGGGGGGGGGGGGGGGGGGGGGGGGGGGGGGGGGGGGGGGGGGGGGGGGGGGGGGGGGGGGGGGGGGGGGGGGGGGGGGGGGGGGGGGGGGGGGGGGGGGGGGGGGGGGGGGGGGGGGGGGGGGGGGGGGGGGGGGGGGGGGGGGGGGGGGGGGGGGGGGGGGGGGGGGGGGGGGGGGUGCGGGGGGGGGGGGGGGGGGGGGGGGGGGGGGGGGGGGGGGGGGGGGGGGGGGGGGGGGGGGGGGGGGGGGGGGGGGGGGGGGGGGGGGGGGGGGGGGGGGGGGGGGGGGGGGGGGGGGGGGGGGGGGGGGGGGGGGGGGGGGGGGGGGGGGGGGGGGGGGGGGGGGGGGGGGGGGGGGGGGGGGGGGGGGGGGGGGGGGGGGGGGGGGGGGGGGGGGGGGGGGGGGGGGGGGGGGGGGGGGGGGGGGGGGGGGGGGGGGGGGGGGGUGGGGGGGGGGGGGGGGGGGGGGGGGGGGGGGGGGGGGGGGGGGGGGGGGGGGGGGGGGGGGGGGGGGGGGGGGGGGGGGGGGGGGGGGGGGGGGGGGGGGGGGGGGGGGGGGGGGGGGGGGGGGGGGGGGGGGGGGGGGGGGGGGGGGGGGGGGGGGGGGGGGGGGGGGGGGGGGGGGGGGGGGGGGGGGGGGGGGGGGGGGGGGGGGGGGGGGGGGGGGGGGGGGGGGGGGGGGGGGGGGGGGGGGGGGGGGGGGGGGGGGGGGGGGGGGGGGGGGGGGGGGGGGGGGGGGGGGGGGGGGGGGGGGGGGGGGGGGGGGGGGGGGGGGGGGGGGGGGGGGGGGGGGGGGGGGGGGGGGGGGGGGGGGGGGGGGGGGGGGGGGGGGGGGGGGGGGGGGGGGGGGGGGGGGGGGGGGGGGGGGGGGGGGGGGGGGGGGGGGGGGGGGGGGGGGGGGGGGGGGGGGGGGGGGGGGGGGGGGGGGGGGGGGGGGGGGGGGGGGGGGGGGGGGGGGGGGGGGGGGGGGGGGGGGGGGGGGGGGGGGGGGGGGGGGGGGGGGGGGGGGGGGGGGGGGGGGGGGGGGGGGGGGGGGGGGGGGGGGGGGGGGGGGGGGGGGGGGGGGGGGGGGGGGGGGGGGGGGGGGGGGGGGGGGGGGGGGGGGGGGGGGGGGGGGGGGGGGGGGGGGGGGGGGGGGGGGGGGGGGGGGGGGGGGGGGGGGGGGGGGGGGGGGGGGGGGGGGGGGGGGGGGGGGGGGGGGGGGGGGGGGGGGGGGGGGGGGGGGGGGGGGGGGGGGGGGGGGGGGGGGGGGGGGGGGGGGGGGGGGGGGGGGGGGGGGGGGGGGGGGGGGGGGGGGGGGGGGGGGGGGGGGGGGGGGGGGGGGGGGGGGGGGGGGGGGGGGGGGGGGGGGGGGGGGGGGGGGGGGGGGGGGGGGGGGGGGGGGGGGGGGGGGGGGGGGGGGGGGGGGGGGGGGGGGGGGGGGGGGGGGGGGGGGGGGGGGGGGGGGGGGGGGGGGGGGGGGGGGGGGGGGGGGGGGGGGGGGGGGGGGGGGGGGGGGGGGGGGGGGGGGGGGGGGGGGGGGGGGGGGGGGGGGGGGGGGGGGGGGGGGGGGGGGGGGGGGGGGGGGGGGGGGGGGGGGGGGGGGGGGGGGGGGGGGGGGGGGGGGGGGGGGGGGGGGGGGGGGGGGGGGGGGGGGGGGGGGGGGGGGGGGGGGGGGGGGGGGGGGGGGGGGGGGGGGGGGGGGGGGGGGGGGGGGGGGGGGGGGGGGGGGGGGGGGGGGGGGGGGGGGGGGGGGGGGGGGGGGGGGGGGGGGGGGGGGGGGGGGGGGGGGGGGGGGGGGGGGGGGGGGGGGGGGGGGGGGGGGGGGGGGGGGGGGGGGGGGGGGGGGGGGGGGGGGGGGGGGGGGGGGGGGGGGGGGGGGGGGGGGGGGGGGGGGGGGGGGGGGGGGGGGGGGGGGGGGGGGGGGGGGGGGGGGGGGGGGGGGGGGGGGGGGGGGGGGGGGGGGGGGGGGGGGGGGGGGGGGGGGGGGGGGGGGGGGGGGGGGGGGGGGGGGGGGGGGGGGGGGGGGGGGGGGGGGGGGGGGGGGGGGGGGGGGGGGGGGGGGGGGGGGGGGGGGGGGGGGGGGGGGGGGGGGGGGGGGGGGGGGGGGGGGGGGGUGGGGGGCUGCGUCGGGAGCGGGUAUGGAGUGGAGGGAGGACCCUGGGGUGCUGGUCGUCGGCAUGGCACACCCGGGGAGGCGCGUUGAGGAUGCGGGCUUUGUCUCAGGUUGGACGUAGUGGUAUUGGGGGGGCAGAGAGGCGGGGCGGGUGGGCGGGGCAAGCAGUGUGA